GAACAGAUGGCGACAGGGAGCCCGCGGUUCUGAGUCCGUAGUGAAAAAUGGCCGGCGCCAACGAUUGUUUCAGCAUUGGGAGUACGGUGGCCUGUAAAACUUGUUACAAGGAGGAGAUCGAAGGCGAGGUGUUGGCAUUCGAUCCACAAACUAAAAUGUUGAUACUGAAAUGUCCUUCUUCGAGUGGAGCACCUACUUUAAAUGACGUACACAUAGUAAAUUUAUCCUUGGUAUCUGAGGUCCAAGUAAAACGGGAAGUUAGCCCCACAACUAGUGAACCACCACAAAGCCUUAAUUUGCAAAAGUUAAACAGAAGAGUGCGUAAUCAAAUUGAAGAGAAAAAGAAACUGGUAAUGGCUCUGCAGGCCGGAGUAUCUCCAGAAGGACAAAAACUCUUCAAUACUAUAUCAAAGACAAUUCCCGAAAUUACAUGGAACGGAACGAAUAUUGUUGUAUUCGACAAUGUCACAAUUAAACCCCCGUACAAAGUUGACAAUGUGCAUGGUAAUACAGAAUCUGGAGCAUACAAACAUGUAAAAAAAGUGGUUGAAAAACAUAUUAAAGAUACAGAAGCAUCGGCACAAGCACAACAGAGGGAACAGCAACAACAGCAAAAGCAAAAAGGAGGUGCUAUGCAAUAAAGGUUCGGAAAAGGCACUAUACUACAAAUAAAGCUACCAAUGCUUUCACAGAAGUUCCAGUGUUGGAGAAAAGUAGGAAAGAAUGAAACCAGAUAAAAAAGAAGAAACCAUUGCAGAACUACUAGAUAAGCCUAUCAUGAAAACCAGCAUUAUAGAGAAAAUUCAAUUUGUUUUAUUAACCAAGUAUUUUGGGACGACCAAAGUGCAAAUCGAGUAUUCAAAUUCCAAAUACGUUUCAAAUACAUUAAUUGUAUUGUAUGUGCAGCAUUUUGUAAAGCAAUGGAUCUACAUCAUACUCAAAUUUUAGUAUAGAGCUCGCUCUUCGAUGAAGAGUGUUGUUUAUUUUAUCUAACGAGCUGCCAUACAUCUUACGUACUGCUGGAACUAUUGUUCAUACAUGUGCUCUGAUGCAGGUGUGUUUUAGUUUAGUUUUACAUUGUUACAAAAUACGUUUAGUAGUUGUUUACAGAUCAUUGACAUACAUGGUGGUAGCAAGACACAUUUGCCAUACAAGUACCAAUUUUUUAAUAUCGGAAAUCGAUCCACGUGAUAUGAUUUAAAUCCGUAUGAAACGGUUCAACAAUUUUUAAACCAACCUCGUAAUACGACAUGUAAAACGAUCAACAAAAAUCUUCACAUACGACUCAUUCGAUUUUGUAACCGACUGGCAUCUUAGUUCAUUCAUUAAUUGAAAUUCAUUUGUCUCAAGUCGCUCACUGUGGUACUAUCGAUCUCUCAAAAUUUGUAAACAAAGAACAAAAACGGAAUCGUUACACUUGAUCACGCCUGCGUCGGCACGAGACGUCUUCGGUCGCGACGCAUCAUUGUAAAAUGAAGAAUAUUCCCUUGCAUAGAACGAGCUAAAGAAUUGUUAUUUAAGGAAACAACAACUUGAUCUGUGCAAGGGCAACUGCCGUCUAGCUUGCACUUAGGAGUAACUUCAUUUGCAAUAACUACGGAAUUCGUCUCGUGCCCUUUACUUUUUGAACGCGGAGAAAUUGUAAAACAGAAAGAAAAGAAAGAUUAUAAAAUUAAUUACAUGAAAAGACACAAAUAAAUGUAAUAUAAAUUCUAA
Messenger RNA from Nomia melanderi (Alkali bee), 1716 nucleotides. RefSeq names its product protein LSM12. Gene Ontology annotation, molecular function: RNA binding. NCBI's taxonomy places the organism in Eukaryota, Metazoa, Arthropoda, Insecta, Hymenoptera, Halictidae. The record is from RefSeq and is a predicted model, not a curated record.